UGCUCGGUGAAGGUGGAUUUGGCAGAGUUUACAAGGGAUGGUUGGAUAAGAACACCCUCACUCCCGCCAAACCAGGCUCUGGAGUGGUAGUUGCCAUAAAAAAGUUAAACCCGGAGAGUUUACAAGGGUUUCGAGAGUGGCAGGUCGCAUUAUUUUGUUCUCUUUCAAUUACAUUUUAAACUUUGACUUUAAGUCUUUAAUGAACUGAAACACUUCCACCCUUAGAUGAAAGUAAUUGCUAACAUGUUAUGCAUGUCAGCAAUUGGAUACAAACUUUUCUUUACAAUGCUGGUAAAGGUAAAUGAACUUGUGCUGUUCCAGAGGACCUGACAAAACAUAACUGGCUAAAUGCUUAUCAUUCUAUCAUGUUGAAAUUUUACGUGUUAUAUUGUAUUUAAUCUCCGAUCAUAAAUCUUGCGUCUAGAACAACUCGAGUGGCUUUUAAGCAUGAUUUUGUGUUGGUUGGAAAGUGGAGUCUGAGACAAACGUUUUCGGAAGGCUUUCUCACCCCAACGUGGUCAGGUUAUUGGGGCACUGUUGGGACGAGGAUCAGUGCUAAUGAAUCUAAAAUACAUUCCGGAGUCAGAAGUGAACUUUUUGGGAAGGCUUUCCCACCCCAACCUCGUCAAGUUAUUGGGCUACUGUUGGGACGAGGAUGAACUUCUUCUUGUGUACGAGUUCAUGCCCAAGGGAAGCUUGGAGAAUCAUCUCUUUCGAAGAAAUCCUAACAUAGAACCACUUUCUUGGAACACCCGGAUUAAAAUAGUUAUUGGUGCUGCUCGUGGACUUGGAUUCCUGCAUACGUCGGAAAAUCAAGUUAUAUGUAGAGAUUUUAAGACCUCAAAUAUACUUCUUGACAGUAAUUACAAUGCAAAAUUAGCAGACUUUGGCUUGGCUAAAUUGGGACCAUCUGAGGGACAAUCACAUGUAACUACCAGGGUCAUGGGCACCUAUGGUUAUGCUGCACCAGAAUAUAUUGCAACAGGGCAGUUGUAUGUGAAGAGUGAUGUGUAUGGAUUUGGUGUGGUCCUUCUUGAAAUACUGACAGGCAUGAGGGCACUUGACGCAAGAAGGCCAACGGGGAAGCAGAACCUGGUUGAAUGGAUCAAGCCCUAUCUCUCUUCCAAAAAAAAGUUGAAAACAAUUAUGGAUGGUAAGAUAGAGGGUCAAUAUUCACCCAAAGCUGCAUUACAAGCAGCACAACUUGCUCUAAAAUGCCUAGAGCAUUAUCCUGAUCAACGUCCUUCAAUGGAAGAAGUUCUUGAGGGAUUGGAAACCAUUGAAAAUAUCCAUUCAAGAUAGACUUGUAAUUUUUUUUCUUAAUUUUUACUGGAUUGGUUUCAAGUUUAAAAGACAAAAUAAAAUAUCCAUUGAAGAUACCCAA
Molecule: messenger RNA, 1384 nt
Organism: Vigna angularis (adzuki bean)
Lineage: Eukaryota; Viridiplantae; Streptophyta; Magnoliopsida; Fabales; Fabaceae
Product: probable serine/threonine-protein kinase PIX13
Exons: 5
Coding region: 559-1302 (247 amino acids)
Biological process (GO): protein phosphorylation
Molecular function (GO): protein kinase activity; ATP binding
Source: RefSeq, a predicted model, not a curated record